Emiliania huxleyi CCMP1516 is the source of this 1080-nucleotide messenger RNA. RefSeq lists its product as hypothetical. The transcript is spliced from 6 exons. The record is from RefSeq and is a predicted model, not a curated record. Bases 1 to 1080 code for a protein of 359 amino acids. Gene Ontology annotation, biological process: prenylated protein catabolic process. Gene Ontology annotation, molecular function: prenylcysteine oxidase activity. NCBI's taxonomy places the organism in Eukaryota, Haptophyta, Isochrysidales, Noelaerhabdaceae.
AUGCUGGCGUCGCAGGCGCCCCAGCCGAUCCAACCGACUCCCUCCGUGGCAAUCAUCGGCGGCGGCAUCGGCGGCGCCUUUGCCGCCUGGUGGCUGCGCAAUGCUUCACCGGCGGUGCGUAUCGACGUAUACGAGAGGUCAUCGGCCGUCGGCGGGAGGACGCUCGACACCGGCGAGGGUGACGCCUCCGUGGAGCUUGGCGCCUCGAUGGCCAUCGUGCAGAACCGGUACGUUGCAGAGGCCGCGACUGCACUCGGCCUCUCCAGGCAGCUGCGCAGUGAAGCACGCGGUCGCGGAGGCGGGAGGCUCGGUAUCGUGGGCGCGAACGGGCGGAUUGUGUUCGAGGAGGCGCCAUCCGGCGUGCAGACCGCCUGGCGGCUGCUCUCGCGGUACGGGCUGCGGCCACUCCACCGGCUUCGGCGGCGGGGGUCCGAGUUCAUCUCCAACUUUUCGCGGCUGUACGAGGCGCAAGCCGCCGGGCGCGCCUUCCGCGAGGGCCAGCGACCAAAUACACACGCACUUCACAUCAGCGAGGGCCGGCUGGUGGAGGAGCUGGCUUGGGCACCGAGCGGAGCCCUCUGCUGCUUCACCGCCGUGGCGCCGCUGGCCGCCGGCGGCUCGUCGGCAGCGUUCAGCGUCGUCGGCGGCAACGGCGCGCUCGCGCCGCGGCCUGCUGGCGUGGAUGAUUCUGAAAGGCUGCUCGACCCCGCCUUCUUCCGCGCCCGCGCGGACGGCGAGGCAGACGACGGCGCUAGCACGGAGGAGGAAGCGCUUGCCUUCAACGCCGCCUUUUCGGACCUGCUGACCGCGGCCGACGCCGACGUUCCCUUCCUCUCGAUCGGGCGCUGGUCGCAGCCCUCCCCCCUCGCUGGCCAAUCGACCGGCUCUCCGGACUCGGUCAUAGGCGCGCUGCUCCUGCACCCGUCGGCCGUCGAGGCCGCGACGUCGGCCAUGGAGGUGGUAGCGGUGAGCGGGGCGAAUGCGGCGCUGCUCGUGGCGCAGCGGAUCGGGGGGGCGCAGCGGCGGCAGGGGGGUGGAGGGGAUGGGCACGACAAAGUCGCGCCGCGGGACGAGUUGUAG